This is a messenger RNA of Symbiodinium sp. CCMP2456, 998 nucleotides long. The record is from the annotation of a GenBank genome assembly. Lineage: Eukaryota; Dinophyceae; Suessiales; Symbiodiniaceae.
AUGUUCGACCGUUCGCAGCAUGGCCUGCAGCGCGUCCGCGACAUCGUGCAGAACCUCCGUUCGUUUGCUCGGCUCGACGAAGCGGAACUCGACUACAUGGACGUCAACGCGGCGUUGUUUGCCGUUUCGCAGCUGCUGCACCAUGAAAUCGAGUCGCGUCAGAUCGAACUGUCCUUCGACCCCGGCGAAGUGCCCGACAUUCUGUGCGAGCCCGUCAAGAUCCAACAGGUGCUGCACCACUUAUUGCUAAAUGCAGUCCAAGCGAGCCAACCCGGCAGCCAUAUCUCGCUCCGUUCUUCCCGCUGCGAAGAAGGUGUCCAAAUCGAAGUUCAAGACCAUGGCUGCGGUAUGUCAGAUAGCGAGCUAGCUCAUAUCUUUGAACCCUUUUUCACAACCAGGGCCGUAGGAAGCGGCCAAGGGCUGGGUCUCGCGGUCAGCUACGGCAUCGUCCGCGACCAUGGAGGUUCGAUUCAAGUAGUCAUGAAGAAUAAGCCAUCGAUUUUGCUGGUGGAUGACGAGCCAGAUAUCUUGCACUCGCUGAUUGGCCUGCUGCGCCGACAGUUUACCGUGCAUACGGCGACGUCAGGCGAAGAAGCUUUGCAAAUCAUGGCCGAGCACCCCAUUGCCGUCCUGAUGACCGAUCAGCGUAUGCCGGAAAUGACAGGGGCCGAACUGGCCAGUCAUUGUUGCCGGCGGUUCCCCAAAACCACGCGAAUCCUUUUCACUGGAUAUGCGGACAUCAAGUCGGUCAUCGAGGCCAUCAACACCGGCGGACUUUACCGCUACGUGACGAAGCCUUGGGACCCGGACGAACUGAUCGAUCUGCUUACCGAAGCGGUGGAAGUUUACGAAAAAGAAACCGCUCAUCGGGAAAUGCUCCACCAGAUGCAACGCUAUGUGGGCAUGGGGCAGCAGAUCUCGCAGCAAUUACGGCUCGGCCAAGAUGGGCAGACCAUCGAUCAAGACUUGCUGCAAUCGUUCACCGAAACCGGCAAUUU